AUGCACAGUAGUGUGCACUACUUGUUUGGGCAGCUUAGCAUGAUGCGUAAAGUGUCAUUGCGCCGAGUAAAUAGACCUCCAGUAUUAAGGGAGUGCUAUGGAAGCGGAAUAUAGGAUGAUUCAGUCAUUGCAGUUGGGUUUUCUCCGUCGCUAUUUUUAGACGAUGAGUGAUGGAAUUUUUAUUAAAUGUGCCGAUAUAAGCAAGCUGCGACAAGCCUCCUCAGUAAACCGUGAAACGACCAUUGAACUAAGAGCAUCACAUUGACAAAGUAGUCCUCGUCCAUUCCAUUAUUUAUUUAUUUAUUUAUUUAUUAUUUCUGUACAUUCUAACGUUUUUGCAAAGAUGUCUUCAUCAAGCAAUGUCUGCACAAGUUCCGUCCAUUAUGCGUUUGUUUUCCUCGCGGCCAUGACAGUAGUGACGUCACUGCCAGUCGUCAAGUCACCUGACGAUCAAGUUGCACGUGCGCUCGGAUCGACAGCGACCAGCUUAAAACUCGUCAUGCAGCAGACCGAAGACACAUUCGAAGUAUUUAAGAAAACACACACUUUCUUCAUUCCUCAACAUGACGAGGACAUGAACACACACGAGAAAUACGCCAACGUUUUGAUCGAAGAGGGCAUACAUGACCAGUACUUGCCAAAUCUCUUCCAAUUCGACAUCCACACUGGCCGCUCGUCACAAGAAAACAUUCAGGUGCUUUACCAAACGCUGGACACCUUCGCCACGGAAUAUCGUGUAGCCGUAGCAAAGAUCCGCCUGGUUGAGUGCGACCAGUUGAACAUUUCCGAAGAUGCCUGUCCGCUUCAAUGCAACACCGAGGACCAGAAGCACGGCAUGCUGUGCAAAUUAGACAACCUUCAUCAGAAGACGCGGGAAUUUGGCCAAAACGUUGAAAAAAUGAUGCUAGAGCUUAGUAUUACCAAACAGGGAACAAACGUCUCUAUUGAACUCAACGUCCCAAAGAUUUUUCACUUGGAAUACUACCUACGUGUGGUUUACCAACUCAAGACCCAGACAGUUCAUUUACACGAGGCCAUGGGUGUCGUGCAGCAAUUAUGAACUUGACUCUAAUCACGACCCACCACAGAUCUGCUGCCCCUCUGUCGCGGCAAGGGUGGAAUUCGACCGGCUUUGUUAACAUAUCACUACGCUCAGUAGUUUCGCAAUGCAUUGUGAGGUAUAGUGGUGGUGCCCAACAAGAGGAUCCGUCCGCCAUUUUUGAAUCAACAUGUCAAAAGCCAGAUAUUUCUCAAAGGAGGUGGCUUAUAUCGAACUUCAUCGCCCAAAUUGACAUUGCUUUGCUUUGAAUAAUCAGUUUUUGUGUGUGUCGAAAGAUCCAAGUUUCAUCUAAUCCGAUAUUUGAUAAAUAUGUAGUGUGGUGCAUUUUAACUGCAUAGCUGGUAACAUCUGGUGAUAAAACGUGGUCUGGUAGUGGGAUAUCGGCAUGAGCAGUGCUGCCAUCUAUAUGAUAAUUGAUGAAGUCUAGACUUUAUUAACUCUUAGUAUCAUCAAAAUGUAUCAACAGAUAUGCAUACGCCACUCACACCUUUUCACUACCACAGUACACAUUUAUUCGCAUUUAAGUGGUAAAUGGUCUGUAUUAAAUACAACAGGGUAGUUAACUAUUUGUGGUCAUCGAAGGGGGGGGGCAAUAAUAAUAAUCUCACCAAAGACGGGGCAGAACACAACUUUUCGUCCCAUAUCUGCUUAAAAAGACUUUUUUUGGGUGUCGUCUGGGGGUGGGGGAGGUUUGGAUAAGAAUGAACGCGAUGCCCAGAUGAAAUCAUCCCAAAGAAACCAGGGGUUAAUGUUUGCUUCUCCGGCCCAGCACACAAAGCGAAAAUGUCUCUCGUUUUCGCACCCCCCCCCCCCCCCGAAACGUACACGUGAACGCCUUUAUCCCACUGUUCGACCCCGUUUUUAGGAGGACAAACAAUGGGAUAUUGGCGUUUAUGUUGGUGUUUCGAAGAUUUACGAAAAUUCUCUACUAACCCCUGACUUCCUCAGUAUGGGUUGAAAUAGGUCGGCGGGACUUCCUUGCUGCCAUCUGGAAAUUUUAUUGUAAAUUUUCUUAAGUUGACUAAAAAUUCUCUCGACGACAUAAUAGUUCUUUCGUGUAUCUCAUACGCCAAAAACAGCUUGUAUAAUCAGCCAUAUCAAAGUUCUGUGAUAGAUGUAAAUUAUGUAAAACAACCAUUUAAGUUGCGUAGAAAUGGCCGGUACACCUGGUCGCUUUACGUUACGAAGAAGACUGGUUUAAACCAUGUAUGUACAUUAUUGUGCAGUAUUAAUUUAAGAGUUCUGCCUAUAGUGGAUCCCUGAAGUAGUCACUAGGUGAUAUUAACUUAGGUUUGUGCAUGUAAUAACUUAUUACUUGCAGAAAUGUGAAUAUUCGUUAACUCUUGUAAAUGACGUAAAUUAUUUUUUCUCACCGUAUAAUACAAUGUCAAUAACCAUUAAUUUAAGCAUCUUCAUUCCAAGUACGCAUUCUUGUAUUAUUUAUUCAAGAUAUUGUCUUAGUUAGUUACUGGUAGUUU
Lineus longissimus is the source of this 2538-nucleotide messenger RNA. RefSeq lists its product as uncharacterized. NCBI's taxonomy places the organism in Eukaryota, Metazoa, Nemertea, Pilidiophora, Heteronemertea, Lineidae. The transcript is spliced from 5 exons. The coding region runs from base 344 to 1060 and encodes 238 amino acids. The record is from RefSeq and is a predicted model, not a curated record.